Molecule: messenger RNA, 1575 nt
Organism: Aspergillus bombycis
Lineage: Eukaryota; Fungi; Ascomycota; Eurotiomycetes; Eurotiales; Aspergillaceae
Product: putative GABA permease
Exons: 5
Coding region: 1-1575 (524 amino acids)
Biological process (GO): amino acid transport; transmembrane transport
Cellular component (GO): membrane
Molecular function (GO): transmembrane transporter activity
Source: RefSeq, a predicted model, not a curated record
AUGGCGAAGGAGGACGAUAAUCAGCAAGUCUUUUCAGAAUCAACGGGGGAAGAUGCUCGUCUGGAAAACCUGGGCUAUGAGCAGGAGCUCAAGCGAACUUUUGGGUUGUUGGGCAUGAUUGGCUUCAGCUUCAGCGUGGUUACUUCAUGGACAGCUCUAAGCGGUGUAUUCAUCGUCGGCGUCACGUCCGGCGGCCCCCCGGUCAUGGUGUUCAGUUUCAUUGGCGUGAGCCUUCUUACGUUAGCUGUUGCCAUUCCAAUGGCGGAAAUGUGCUCCAUGUAUCCUGUUGCUGGAGGCCAAUACUCCUGGGUUGCGGCUUUAGCGCCGCCGAGCAUCGCACGAGGCCUUUCUUACAUUAGUGGCUGGUUCAUGCUCAUCGGUAUCCUCGCCAUGGGAGCAACGAAUAACUCCAUCGCAGCCAACUUCGUCCUAGGCAUGGCAAAUCUCGUCUUCCCCGACUACACCAUCGAGCGCUGGCAUACCGUUCUGGUAGCAUAUCUAGUGGCAUUCAUGGCAACAGCAAUCAAUAUCUGGGGCCCGCACCUCCUGCACCGCAUCUCCCGGUUUAUCCUGAUCUGGAACGUCGGCUCGUUUCUGAUAACCACGAUCGUCCUUUUAGCGACCAAUGACCACAAACAAUCGGCCUCAUUUGUGUUCUCCGAGUUCCAAAAUUUCUCAGGCUGGGGAUCAUCAAUGGCAGCCAUCGUAGGUAUUCUGCAAGCCUGUUUUGGGAUGUGCUGCUACGACGCCCCAUCACACAUGACCGAAGAAAUGAAGUCAGCCUCCAAGGAGGCUCCCAAGGCUAUCAUCCUCUCUGUUGUCCUGGGUGCUGUGACAGGAUUUGCCUUCCUCCUGACGCUCUGCUUCUGCAUCGGUGACAUCACCAACACUGCCAACACAAGCACCGGCGUGCCAGUCAUCCAGAUCUUCUACGACUCUACGGGAAGUAAAGUUGGCACAUGCUUCUUGUCGAGCAUGAUCGCUAUUAUCGUCAUAGUCGCCGGAAACAACCUCCUAGCGGAGGGAUCUCGUUCCGUGUACGCCUUCGCCCGGGACCACGGCCUCCCAUUCUCGCACGUCUUCGCUAGAGUAGACAGCAAGCGACAUGUGCCCGUUAACGCCGUGCUCCUUACCCUCGUCGUGCAACUUGCUCUGGAUGCAAUUGACUUUGGUACAACCACCGGGUUCGAAACGGUCAUUGCUAUCUCCACUGAAGGAUUCUACCUGUCCUACGCCAUGGCCCUAUUCAGCCGUCUCCUCGGCUAUAUAACCGGCCAUAAGACACAUUUGAAAGGCCCCUUUGCCCUCCCCCAGUCUAUGUCCAUUGCUCUUAACAUCUUUGGUCUCCUAUUCCUGCUCUUCGCGGCGAUCACGUUUAACUUCCCGACUACCUACCCUGUUACCCAUGAAUCCAUGAACUAUACAUCGGCAGCCAUUGGGGUCAUUGGAUUGGUCAGUGCUGUGACAUGGAUAACAACGGGGAGGAAUCAAUUCACCGGGCCGCAAGCCAUGAGUGUGCUGAAUGGACAUGAGAGAGAAGAGAGGGUUAGUGGUGAAAUGAUAAAGAAGGGUUAG